Molecule: messenger RNA, 1164 nt
Organism: Amorphotheca resinae ATCC 22711
Lineage: Eukaryota; Fungi; Ascomycota; Leotiomycetes; Helotiales; Amorphothecaceae
Exons: 2
Coding region: 186-911 (241 amino acids)
Source: RefSeq, a predicted model, not a curated record
ACUACAACCUUCAUUUCUCAGCCUUUCUCGGGCCACUGCAUUGAUUUGCACAGGCAGGGGCUCAACAUCUCUUCACUCGCUGCCUCUGUCAUUCUUAGAGUGUAGAGAACAUUGGUAUCAACAACAGAAGCCUCUAAGUCAUCUACGAUCUCCCCCCGCCUCAACACCAAAACAGUGCCAGCGACAUGCCUUCUGUAGCACAAGGAACGGUUUCGCCUCUCUGUGGACGAAAGAGGAGACGAGAAGAUGGACCAAAUAAUAUCGAAAUGCAAAUGAAGCUCUCUAGUCCGCACCUUCAACGUGCUUCCAUUCCCGAGCCGGCUCCUAUUUUCAAUACUGAAUUCAGCAAUACCCUACCUAAUGAACGAAAGCAACUGAUACCCCGAUCCCGCCGCCACGACCAGAAACGACAGCGCGUCGAGCCACAUGCUGUUGAGAACGAUCUCUACUUUACGCAAGAAAGAUACCCGCAUAACGCCAUAGAUCGAGCUGGAGAAGAUAGGAAGCCCAAGAUCGAUCUCAGCCCAUGCCAUAUCUGCCGUCGCAAACCGACCGUCAAGUCUGAGCUAGAUGCCUUUGCGGACUGCGAAGGUUGUGCGAGACGGACAUGCUACAUCUGUAUCAGGGAGUGUCCAGGCUGGGGUGCAGACAAUCAUGGAGUAAUGGAGGGCGAUUACAAUUCUCUGGAUUUCUCAUUCAAUGGAGCGGGGCAGGAUGUGGAGUUUAGUGGAAGGGCGGACAGAAUGGACACAGUGUAUGACAUUGAUGAUGGGUUCAGUGCGAAGACAGCCUGGAAGGAAGGAAGGACUACGGGGCACAGGCGCAUGGUUUGCAGUCGAUGCUGUGUAGAGAAAGGAACGGAAGGAGAGGUUUGUUGUUUGGGAUGCUUGAGGGCUGGGGAUGCUGGUUGAGAGGCUACAAUGUUUGGGGCAGAAGUUGAAACAGCUCAAGAGGCUGGACAAACAGCAAUUUGUGCGCAAGACAUUGGAGCAGGUUCUAGAUUAAGAACUCUCCUAGUGUCUUCCUUUACUGAUACGAGGAGUGAGAGACUGAGGAGGAAGACGCAUGCAAGGCCUAUUUUCACACCAUCCAAAGAUACCCGGACGCGUUGUUGAAAACCGUGAGAUAGAGAUUAAUGACAAAAGACUUUUUGUUACUCCAUGG